Molecule: messenger RNA, 821 nt
Organism: Dioscorea cayenensis subsp. rotundata (Guinea yam)
Lineage: Eukaryota; Viridiplantae; Streptophyta; Magnoliopsida; Dioscoreales; Dioscoreaceae
Product: mitochondrial inner membrane protease subunit 1-like
Cellular component (GO): membrane; mitochondrial inner membrane peptidase complex
Molecular function (GO): serine-type endopeptidase activity
Source: RefSeq, a predicted model, not a curated record
UCCUCAAGAUUGAACAAAGCUUCGAGCUCUUAGCAAUGGCGUGGGGGAGUGGCACUGGCCGCCGCUUCGCCGGAAUCCCAUGGCGGAUGAUCGCCUCUGAUGCUGCGGCGCGCUUCAUGCUUGUAUGCAAGGCUGCGUGCGCUGUCCACGUCUUCAACAACUAUGUCUGCAGCAUCGCCCUUGUCCGUGGCCCUAGCAUGCUUCCAGCCAUCAAUGUCUCUGGUGACGUUGUGGCCGUCGAACGCAUCUCUGUGCGAUCGGGGACCAUUGACGUCGGCGAUGUCGUCCUAUUGAGAUCUCCUGAGAAUCCUCUGAAGAUUGUGACUAAGCGUGUUACGGGGCUUGAAGGGGAUUCGGUGACGUUCGAGAGAGACCCUGCUCGCGGGGAUCACUCGGCCAAAACUGUUCUUGUGCCGAAGGGGCAUGUGUGGGUGCAAGGGGAUAACGUUUAUGAAUCGAGGGAUUCGAGGCAGUUCGGGCCAGUCCCAUAUGGACUCAUCCAUGGAAGGGCCUUCUGCAAGGUGUGGCCGCCUAAAGAUUUUGGAUAUAUUGAACAAAAGCUCUAGCUACAUGGAGGACGGAAGAUGUGAGGAUUUCCUGUUAGUCAAUGGAUUUGAAUUUACAACAAUAUGGAAGAUUUGGAGUGUCUCCUUCCAAGAACAGUUCACAGGAUUUUGAAAGUGAAGCAAUAGAUGUUCCAUUUGUAUAACAUCAUCUGUAGCAUUCACUUGUUUUGGAUCUAUUAUGUGAUUUAUUGUUAGUUGAUGACUUCCAAUUUUGUGAAAUUUUACUCAUGAAUGGAUAAUAUCAUGCAUUGCCUU